AUGACUGACAUUGACCAAUUGUGUAUCUCCACCAUCCGUCUUCUCUCUGUUGACGCCGUCUCCAAGGCUAACUCCGGUCACCCCGGUGCCCCCUUGGGUAUGGCCCCAGUUGCCCACGCUUUGUGGCAGCAAAUGAAGUUUGACCCAAAGAACCCCCACUGGGCCAACAGAGACAGAUUUGUCCUUUCCAACGGUCACGCCUGUGCCUUGCUUUACUCCUUGUUGCACUUGUACGGCUUCGACAUGUCCAUUGACGACUUGAAGCAGUUUAGACAGUUGAACUCCAAGACCCCAGGUCACCCAGAGACCCACGAGGUUCCAGGUGUUGAGGUCACCACUGGUCCUUUGGGUCAGGGUAUCUCCAACGCUGUUGGUUUGGCCAUUGCCCAGAAGCAGUUUGCUGCUACUUACAACAAGGACGACCUUGCCUUGUCUGACUCCUUCACCUACGCUUUCUUGGGUGACGGUUGUCUUCAGGAGGGUGUUGCCUCCGAGGCUUCUUCCCUCGCUGGUCACUUGCAAUUGAACAACUUGAUUGCUUUCUGGGAUGACAACCACAUCUCCAUUGACGGUAACACCAACUGUGCCUUCACUGAGAACGUCACCGAGAGAUACAAGGCUUACGGCUGGCACAUCAUUGAGAUUCCUCACGGUGACACCGACUUGGGUGCCGUCAAGGACGCCAUUGAGGAGGCCAAGAAGGUUGACAAGCCAACUUUGGUUAGAUUGACCACCACCAUUGGUUUCGGUUCCAAGCAGGCCGGUACCGGUUCUGUCCACGGUUCUCCAUUGAAGGCUGACGAUGUCAAGCAGUUGAAGGAGGGAAUGGGCUUCGACCCAGAGAAGUCUUUCGUUGUCCCAACCGAGGUCUACGAGCACUACCAGAAGCACGUUGGCGAGAACCAGAAGAUCUACAGAGAGUGGCAAGCCAGACUUGAAACCUACAAGCAGAAGUACCCUAAGGAGGGUGCUGAGGUCCAGAGAAGAUUGGACAACAAGUUGCCAGAGAACUGGGCUGACGCUUUGCCAACCUACACUCCUGACGACAAGCCAUUGGCCACCAGAAAGUUGUCUGAGAACGUCUUGAACGCCAUCUUGCCAAUUGUCCCUGAGAUCAUUGGUGGUUCCGCUGACUUGACCGGUUCUAACUUGACCAGAGGUGCCGACUCUGUCGACUUCCAGCCUCCAAACACCGGCUUGGGUGACUACUCCGGUCGUUACAUCAGAUACGGUGUCAGAGAGCACGGUAUGGGUGCCAUCAUGAACGGUAUUGCCGCUUACGGUGCCAACUACAAGAACUACGGUGGUACUUUCUUGAACUUCGUUUCCUACGCUGCCGGUGCCGUCAGAUUGGCUGCCUUGUCCCACCUCCCAGUCACCUGGGUCGCUACCCACGACUCCAUUGGUUUGGGUGAGGACGGUCCUACUCACCAGCCUAUCGAGACCUUGGCUUGGUUGAGAGCUACUCCAAACAUCUCUGUCUGGAGACCAGCUGACGGUAACGAGGUGUCUGCUGCUUACAAGAGCGCCAUCGAGUCCACCUCUACUCCUCACGUCUUGGCUUUGACCAGACAGAACUUGCCUCAGUUGGCUGGCUCUUCUAUUGAGAAGGCCUCCAAGGGUGCUUACACCAUCCACGCCGCUGAGAACCCAGACUUGAUCAUUGUCUCUUCUGGUUCCGAGGUUUCUAUCUCUAUUGACGCUGCCAAGAAGUUGGCUGAGGCUAACAUCAAGACCAGCGUUGUUUCCGUCGCUGACUUCCACACCUUCGACCAGCAGACCAGAGACUACCAGUUGUCUGUCUUGCCAGAUGGUGUCCCAAUCUUGUCCGUUGAGGUCUUGUCCACCUUCGGUUGGUCUAAGUACUCUCACGAGCAGUUUGGUAUCAACAGAUUCGGUGCUUCUGGUAAGGCUGACGAUCUUUACAAGUUCUUCGAGUUCACCCCAGAGGGUAUUGCCGACAGAGGUGCCAAGACCGUCCAGUUCUACAAGGGUAAGCCAAUCCUUUCCCCAUUGAACCGCGCUUUCUAA
Messenger RNA from Candidozyma pseudohaemuli, 2031 nucleotides. RefSeq names its product transketolase (gene TKL1). Gene Ontology annotation, molecular function: transketolase activity. The transcript has a single exon. Gene Ontology annotation, cellular component: cytosol. The record is from RefSeq and is a predicted model, not a curated record. Lineage: Eukaryota; Fungi; Ascomycota; Pichiomycetes; Serinales; Metschnikowiaceae. Gene Ontology annotation, biological process: pentose-phosphate shunt. Bases 1 to 2031 code for a protein of 676 amino acids.